Suillus clintonianus is the source of this 461-nucleotide messenger RNA. RefSeq lists its product as uncharacterized. Gene Ontology annotation, cellular component: Golgi membrane; COPII-coated ER to Golgi transport vesicle; Golgi cis cisterna. Lineage: Eukaryota; Fungi; Basidiomycota; Agaricomycetes; Boletales; Suillaceae. Gene Ontology annotation, biological process: retrograde transport, endosome to Golgi; endoplasmic reticulum to Golgi vesicle-mediated transport. Bases 102 to 398 code for a protein of 98 amino acids. The record is from RefSeq and is a predicted model, not a curated record. The transcript is spliced from 2 exons.
UGAACCCUAUCCAGUGAACUUAUUGGGGCAAUUUGCUCAGUCUGUGAUUCUAAUUCUCAUCCUACCGCUCUCUUCACAAGACUCGCUUGAACUCUGGAGACAUGUGGUUGUCUGAUGCGCAAAAAAUUGGCGUGGCCCUCACGACCUUUGGAACACUAUUCAUGUUCCUUGGCGUCAUGAUGUUCUUCGAUGCUGCUUUGCUAGCACUAGGAAAUGUGUGUAGCCUUACCCGAAGCGGCCUCGGUCACAGCCAUUUCAUUACCGACGCUGCCGAAGGACCAGGGUGCGUUUCUUUCUUCUACUACCCAUUUCAUACUUCUACUAGUAUAUGCGAAUCCAAUACCGUAUUCCAUACAGUUCCGACCAGGUUCUACACAAAGCUUUGUCUCGUCGUCUGAAAUGCUAGGGCCACUCCUGAGCUAAAGUUUUGACUCGGAUCAAAGGUCGACAAAUGGUCUCCC